Messenger RNA from Mangifera indica (mango), 922 nucleotides. Its product is annotated as protein TOPLESS-RELATED PROTEIN 2-like. The transcript is spliced from 5 exons. NCBI's taxonomy places the organism in Eukaryota, Viridiplantae, Streptophyta, Magnoliopsida, Sapindales, Anacardiaceae. Gene Ontology annotation, biological process: regulation of DNA-templated transcription. The record is from RefSeq and is a predicted model, not a curated record. The coding region runs from base 428 to 751 and encodes 107 amino acids.
GGAAAAGUUUCCUUCAAUGGUCACCGGUUGAAUGAGUUUGUUCCCUAGAAAACGUUAGCUUAUAUAAGCCAAGAAGAUCUGCACAUUGUUGUGAUGACUGAGGGAUACACUUGAAUUUGCUGCCUAAUGUCUUUGUGUUGGAAACCGAGGAAAUAUGAUGAUGGAAGUCAGUAAAAGAGAGGAGACAGGCACUGUUCUGGAUCCAGAUGUAGAUACUUACACGAAGGUGUCUUCAGCAUACUUAUCUUGUUUGUAUCAGAUGCAUUGUUCUAUAUGCAGUGGCUACAUGUAUGAAAUAUUCAUGACACGGACAUGCAUUACUACCUCAUUGGGUACAGUCCUGAGGUCAAGAGCCUCUAUGCUAGGGUGGUUGAAGUGGGGUUUUCGGGUUUCCCCUUUUUCAUAUGGAAGAUAGGCCUUUCAGUAAAUGAAUUUUUUGCUCCUCAGUGGCAAAAGACAAGAUCGAGCAAAGGCUGUUGGGAUUCUUGUCAAGGACCUUAAGGUUUUUGCAUCUUUCAAUGAAGAUCUUUUCAAUGAGAUUACUCAGCUCCUUACUCUUGAUAACUUUAGGCAAAAUGAGCAACUUUCCAAGUGUGGAGGCACAAAAUUGGCUCGUAUUAUUAUGCUUGUAGAACUCAAAAAGCUAAUUGAAGCAAACCCCCUGUUUCGUGACAGACUUACAUUCCCAGCCUUCGAAAGUUCACUUCUGAGGAUAUUGGAGGUUUUUCUUGAAUCUUUUGAUAGCAGUUAAUUUCUUAUUUGUGCCAUUGUCCUGCAGCGAGGUUUUUUGGUGAAAACAAAACCUAGAAAAUGCAUUUUAAAAUUAUUUAUGUUUAUUGGUAUGUUAUGUAUUAGUUGAUUUGUACUUUGGGUUUGCUUUUUUGAUAUAUUUUACACUAGCAGAUAAUAUACCUCCUCUUGA